Molecule: messenger RNA, 24554 nt
Organism: Lymnaea stagnalis (great pond snail)
Lineage: Eukaryota; Metazoa; Mollusca; Gastropoda; Lymnaeidae
Source: the annotation of a GenBank genome assembly
GAUGUAAGGAGGAAAACAUGUGGACAAUGUCGGAGCUAGCUUAGCAGACGUAGUGUACCUUGUGUUUGAAAAUUGAAGGUGUAAAUGAGUUUUGUUGUAGUUGGCUCAGAAUUUUUCAUUAAAAAAGAAAAUUUAAAACGUUUUAAAUCUAAGACUUAGAUUUAGGAACUAUAAUUAUAAUGAUUUAAUAAUAAAAGUAUAAUAAAAAAAUAACAAACCCCCGUUUGAGUUUGCCGUUCCACGUUUGACGUUUGAUUUUAAUUUUUUUUUAAAAAAGACUGCGAUGGGUACCAGAAGUGAGAGGUUGGGAUUUAAAAAAAAUAAUUAAAAUAUUAUUGUUGGGUUUGUAAGACAAAAUGAGGUAUCAAAUGAAAGAUAAUUGAAUGGGCUAUAAUAUAUGUUUGUAAACCUACUUCUUCAGUUUAAUUAAAUUUAAAUAAACUACCACAAAUGACAUCCCAAUAGCAUUUUUACUUAAAAUUUUACAGUAAAAUGAAAAUGCAAACAAUUGUUGCCAUGACGUAUCACACUGCCGCCUUCUUGGUUGCCACCACCCGUGAACUUUUAUAAUUCACUGUCACUAAACCUAACCUGAACCCUAAAUUAUAUGUAUCCCUAAUUUUUUACAACAUCCAUGCAAAACAUUAAUCAUGUGUGAGUGUGAAUUCAUGAACAAUUUUCUGGGCAUCAACUUACAGAGCCUCCUUUACAGAACCCUCACCCCUUCUUAGCACUAAUUUUUAUUUCUACUUCCCUCCACCCCUGAUUAAAAUUAAAGUACCAACACUUUUUUUAUCUUCAAAAAAAAAAAAACUCUGCCCCCCUCCCCCAUUCUCAACACCUGAUUUUCAAUUUCAAGGUACACUAUAGUUCUGGGUCACCACAACUUUUCAAAUGUAAUUUAGGGGGUCUGGACACUAAAAAUGUUGGGAACAACCACUAUCCUUUCACUUCUCUCUACCACUACUCAAUGUGUAAUACUACUGAAAAACUCACCUAGAACUAGAUCACAACUUUUGAAUAACUAAUGAGGCUCUCUAUCACUCACAACUGUAUAUAUUAUAUGCUUAUUCACACCAACUAGCAACCAAUCAGAUUCACUCUCAUGGCUAGUAGUUUCUGAGUUCAAUUAUAAACCCAGUGCUACAAGCUAUAAUAAUACCUGAUACAAUGACUAUACAAUAACCACAGUGGUUCUAAUACCAUGACACCUUGCCACCCUUAGUAUAAACAAUAUUUAAUGCCUAAUAAAACAUAAAUUCUCAGAACACUAUUACUAGUCACUACAAUAAAUCUUAUUAUUUAUCUUAUUAUAUAAAUCAAAAUAAAAUGAUUAUUGUUAAAGCAGUGAAGGACAAAAAAAAAUAGUCCAAACAUUUAUUAAGCUGCUUUCAUAAAAUUUUUUCUAAUACAACUACAAGAAUCUUUUCUCAUUCUGAUAAUAAGUUGUAACCUUCUAAUUUCAGAGUGAAGAAUGAGUUUCCUUGAUCAAGUCAAAGGUCUUAGACCUCCAUUAGACACAAAGCCAUUCCUGGCAAGUCUUAAAAUGGUAUGAUCAUGAAUGCAUGUUCCAAUAAUUAUAUAUUAAUAUUUCAUUAUCUUGUUUAGGUCUGCAACCAAAUGGCAUAUGAGCAAUCUUUGACUAGUUUUAACAAAAAGUAUCAGUUAAAUAAGGGUAGUUUUUCUUUUUAAUAUUACUUAACUAGCAGUUUGUAUUUCAUUUUACAAUAGUUUAAAUCUGUAAUAUUCUUUUACAGGUUUGGGAGAGCACACUUGCUGCUGAAAACAGUGUCAGGAGAGAGGCUUUUAAAAUUUUUGUGCUCAUUUAUUUCGACUGUACUUCCAAAUAUCCAGCAAAACGUGUCCUUGCCAGGUAAAAUAUUCAACAUGUGCAAUCAUUUACAUGAUUAAUAAUCAAUACAUCGAAUCCUUAAAUGCUGAUAUAUGCUUCUUGUUAUUCUCACAUUUUUAUUUUUUUAAACAGCUUUUUUACAAACCUGGAAGAUGAGCCCAGGCAUUUCAUUGAGGACACAAUUGUUGAGCAGCUUUCCAUAAUGCUUGAUUCAAACCUGCAUCAAAAUGAAGAUGUUAAAAUGACUAGACAUAGUGUAGAUAAUAUUGGGUCUCUAAUGGAAAAUUUUCCAAUGGGUAAAUUAUUUUUUUGUCUUAUUAUGGAAGGUUUUUUUUCUUUUUUUUUUUAAACCUUUUCAACCAAGUCCAGUUUUAUUUAAAAGUAAAAUAAACACACCAUCUCAUUUUGAGAACUGUCAGCCAUUCAUUAGUUUAUGAUGAAAGAGUAACUAGUUUUUGAUCUUUCAAAUUUUAAAAAUCCCAAUUGCUUAUUAAUAAAGCUCAAAAAGUGACACUGAACAAUAUAAUUUUGUAUGAUUUUUUUUAAUGAUGUUCACCAAUAAAUGUUUGAAAUUUAAUAAUAAAAUUUUUGUUUUAAGUUAAAACUUUAGUUAUAUAGUACUAUAAUAUAGUAUAAACUAACUCUUCUAGAGAGCUCCACAGGUGAAAUUCCCAUUUACCAUUGUUAUUAUUUUUUUUAGGAGAGAGAUGUCUUGGAUCAAUGGCCAUGAAAGGUAAUUUUAUGCUUUUAUUAGUUUCAAGAGAUCAUCAGUAGAAUGGUGUAAAAUAAAGUUUGAGAUUGGAUUUUUACAGCCCUUAUGUGAACCUUUAUGAAUAAAUAAUCAUUUUUGAAGCUAUAUAUUUUCAUAAUAAUUUCUGACGUUAUAUUUACAUAAUCACUUCUGAAGUUAUAUUUACAUAACAUUUCUGAAGUAUAAUGAGCAAUUUUUUCCAUAAUGUUACUCUGUGUGGCAUCUGUGAAUAAAUGGUUUUCACAUGUCACGUUCAUUCAUGAGCCAUAAUCUGAUUAGCAGAAUACAGGUCCUAACACAUAGAGCACAGGCUGAAACGCCAAACAACAUGCUCACUCAAUGCUCAGACUCCAGCUGCCAAACUAUUAGCAUGUACACCAAAGACAGACUAUAGACACUACAUCACAGCUACAACACAAUCACAUCACAAUAAUCACAAGCCUAAUGGGCCAUACUCCAACUGCCAAACUAUUAGCAUGUACAUCAAAGACUGACUAUAGAUACUACAUCACAGCUACAACACAAUCACAUCACAAUAAUCACAAGCCUAAUGGGCCAAAAGCGUUUAUUUACUAAACUGACAUGCAAUACACACCCCACACAAUAAAACGCAACCCAUGCUACACUCGGUUAAUACUUUGACUGUCCAACCUAACUUUAUUUCUUUUUCUCAUUUCAGCUAUAAAGUUUUUAUUACGGGCUGAAAGAUUUUUCCUAUCUCAUAUUCAGUGAGUGGCUUAUCACAAAUGUUACUUGUUUUGUAGCUGCAUAGUUUAGUUAAGAUAUUCAAGUUAAUGUAGCAUUAAAAAGGUAUCAGUAUAGCUGGUUUGCAAUUAAACUCUUUGUUGGAUAAACCCUGGUCUGUGCUCUUGUUCUCUCUCGUCUUGACUGUUGUAACUCUCUUCCGUCAGGUUCACCAAAACAUUUCAUAGAAAAACUACAAAAGGUUCAAAACUUAGCUGCUAGGCUUGUUCUAAAGGCAAAAAAACAACAUAAUCAUGUCACUCCACUAUUCCAGUCACUUCAUUGGCUCCCUAUACAUGCGCGCAGAAGCUGUUUGUUCUCUCUCACAACUUUUUCUCGAAUUCCUGCCCUUCCUAUCUAACCGAACUUCUGUCUCUCUAUUCACCCCUUUGACAGCUUCGCUCCACCGCAGACACGCAUAUUCUAUCCAUUCCCCAGACACUCAAACAUAUGGUGAACGAUUUUUAUCCUUUCUGCGCCCCCAAACAAUGGAAUUCUCUGCCACUACACAUCCGCAAUUUACCAACCACCCAGGCCUUCAAAACAGCACUCAAAACACAUCUCUUUAAACUCUACUACCCCGACUGAUUCCCUCCUCUGACCGAUAAACGAUGCUGCUAGCUGCCGUCCAUGGCUUGACAUGUAAAAUUUCUGGGGUGGGUGGGGUGUAUAUACAUUUGUUUUUGUUUUGUUGUUAUACAGCUGUUCUUUAUUAUAUAAAUGUAUUUUAUUUUAAUGUCACGAUUAUGUAUCUUUUGCUAAUAUUUUUAUGUACAGUGCGGUGAGCCCAGCCCUUGGCUGUUGUACCGUGCUUUAUAAUAUAAGACUACCAAUAAUAAUAAUAAUAACGAUAGUGAAAUACAUGAUGUAUGUAGGCAUGAGAUGUGCCCUGUCCUAUGCUCUUUUGUAGCUUUUCUUGACUCCUUUGCUUGAUCACGGUAGCUGAUCCCCAUCAUCUUUAGCUGGUAUGUUAGAUGGAACACUUUGAAUGUCUGGCUAUGGGUAAAAGGUUUACAAUUUUUCUAAAACAUAUUUUUAAAUCGUUUACAUUUCUUUCCAUCAGAAAAGAUGUACCUCCUGUCCUCCUUCAUGAGGUCAUGUUACAUUGUCAUGUGACAGUCCAAACACUCAACCUUGUCAUGCAGAAAACUGUCCCGCAAAUAACCAAUCAGAUCACAGAAGAUGGUACACUAUUGGCUAACAUGCUUGAUUUUGACCUAAUGAUUUUGACAAAUGGUAAUGACUUUAUCUUUAACAUUUAAAGAAAAUGCUUGUUUGAAACAUGAGGAUAAUUUUUUUAUUUUAAAGAUCACUAUACAUUUUUGUAAAACUUCACUGUGCAAUUUCAGAAUGAAGCCAAUGUCUUUUUACUUUGACUCUAUAUUGAAACAACUUUUUACUUUGACUCUAUAUUGAAACAACUUUUUACUUUGACUCUAUGUUGAAACAAAAGGAUUAUUCUUAUCCUUUUUUAUUUCAUUUAUAAUACUUUUUUUUUUAUUAUAAAGAUGAACAACAUUCGCUUUUUCCAUUUAGAGCAGAUAACCAUUUAAAAAAAAACUUAUUUCCAUCAGAGUUGUUUCUCCUGGACUGUAGAUGUUGCUGUGCCAUGAAUGUCACUCUGCUGCUGCAGCAGGCCUCACCUGACACAAAGGCACAUUAUCUGGUAUGUGUUAUAAGCUGAACUGACAUGUAACCAAAUUUAAACCUCUGGGUAGUUAAGUGUUUUAUAGUUUAAAAAAUUCAAAGUGCCACCUAAACCCUGCACAGCGAUUAAAAGACGAGUUGUUUAACUUGAAAUAUAAAGAAAAUAUUACUUGUCAAACCAUGAAUAUUCUAUCUAUAAACUGAGCAAGUUUAAUAUGACAAAACAGUCUCCAAAAAAAUGAGUCUGAUUUUUUUUUCCCGAGAAAAUGUAAUACUUAAAAUAAAAUUAAAAGAUUUUUUUCUGGCUUUAUAAGUAGAAAAAAAAAUUAGAAAUCUGUUUUUUUUUCUUUCACUAUUUAUUCUGCAGCAUUGAAAGAAAGUGCGUUUUACAAAUUGUUUCUUAUCAGAGGAUGUAAAAAACCCAAAAACCUGUCAUACAUAUUGCCUUUGUUGUCCUUGCUCUAAAUGUUUUUUGUAAUUAUUCCACAGAUCCCAGCUCUACUCAUUCCAAAAGUUUUCAGUCAGGAAUACAGAACUAGCAUUCCGUGGCUUUCUGAUGCUCAAAGAUCGUGUCUCAAUAUGGAGGAUCUUUCCACUAUGGCUUAUCUGGCCCUGGCCUUUGGUUACAUUGCAAUGGUUUCUAAUGCAGCUGUGGUCACAGAAACCAAUGAAGGGCAUAUUUUUUUCAUUGACCAUUUGCUACCUGAUAUGCUGUGUCGAGGAACCUUGUUAGUCAAAUUUUUAUUAUUCAUUAUUGAUAACUUUAAAAUUUUGUUGUUCGUAAACUUUAUUUAAUAAGCUGUACUAUCUAGCUAGCAAGCAUUUAAAAGAAUUUAUUAUUUUUUACAUGGUAUCUGGAUAUAUUAGAAACAACCUCCUUUUGAAAUAAGAAAGAGUUCAUGCAACAUCUUAAAUGUAAUCCAAAUUGUUACUUAUUAUUGUAUAAAUAUUAUAAUUUAUUUUAAUCAGUUUAUUUUCAGUUGUCAUAAUCAUCUAUACUAAAAUUUGUAACACUUAUGUUUUAAAAAAAAUUAUUUAUAUUUUGUCAAAGCUCAUUUUAAUUUUGCCAUUGCUCAUAUUUUAAAUCGUACCUUUACCAUAGAAGUUUUUUCAAUUCCCUUGUUGGAGCUUUUACUGGGCCCCGGAGGCCCGAGAAUGGAUUUUGUCACCUACAAAAACUGUAUAUAUAUUUUUGUACAUGAUUUAAAAGGUAAUGAUAGAGUACUUAAGUGUUUCGUCAUAAAUUUAUUAAAUAUUUAAUACAUAUUAUCAUCUCUUCUCCUAGAUGCGGAGACACGGUCAGCAAAGCUUUAUUUGGAAAGUCAGUUAGUCUCUGGACUUCAAAGCUGCUGUAAGAUAUUUAAUAUAGUAAGCUUAUUCCUUCUAAAUACUGGAAGAAGAAAAAGGGAAUGCUUUCAGACAGCUAAAUUGUUUGUUUCAGAUUUAUAAUUUAACAGUCUUUUUGACUGCUUUGAAAUGUAUUUAACAUUUGCGUGUACUUGAUUGACUAGUUCUCCAUAGUGGGCAGUCAAUCAAGUUUUAGUUCUCCAUAAUGGGCCGUCAAUCAAGUUUUAGUUCUCCAUAAUGGGCCGUCAAUCAAGUUUUAGUUCUCCAUAAAUGGCCAAACUUGAAAUUUGUGUUGAUGAGUAACGGCACCACUAAUUAUCAUUAUUAUUGUUCUUUUUUUUUUGGCUUAGAGCCAGUUUACCAGGAAAUGAGGUGGGCCCCAAACUGGCCCAAAAGAUGAAUGGCAACAGCCGGGCACUACAGAGUUUGCUUGAUUAUGUGUGGACUCACUGGGAGGAUCAGCUAGAUGUAAGGCAGAUUGGCACUCAGUUUAAUCAUCUGAUUUUUUUGCUUUGAUGUUCUCCACAAAAAUUUAAUUUUUAUAUGUGCAUAUACACAGUAAUAACAAUUGCUCAAAAUUUAAUCAUUUUGAAAAUUUAACUCCCUAAAACUAGAAUAAUUGUGGUUGUCUUGAUAUUUUUCAGGUGAUCCGCCAAAAUGCCAAAUCUGUAUUUGAGAACGUUUUAAAAAUUCACUGGAAGGUUGCAUCAUGUAAGUUAAACCACUCAGCUAUCUUAGGUAAUCUCUAAACAGACAACGGUACAUCUAAUUUAAAUCUUAUAUUUACAAACACUGAAUUAGUAAUCUGUUUCUCAAUUAAGACAAGGAAAUUUAAAAACAAAAACAUUCACUUUUUAAAAUCUCCCGUCCACAGCCAAUGGUAAGCCAGACAUUUUUAUCCACUCUAUAAUGGAACACAUAUUUGCCGUCAGUUGGACAUCAAAAGGAAAAUUUACUGCUUUGGGCUCGUGCGUUCGACUUGUUGGCGCUUGUGACGUCCUGGCCAUACGCUCAGGUCUACCCUUAGAAGUUAUUCAGCAGUUGGAAGAGCAGGCAUUGUCAUGUUAUGUUAGUAGUAGUUUUGCUUGUCAUUUUUUUUUACUGAUGUGUUUAAUGGUUAAACUUAUCUAUAUGUAUAUAGUUGUAGCAAUUUGUUGAAUUGUUUUUUUGAUUUUUAAAAAAAAUUGUUUUUGUUUUGUUUUUUGGUUAAUAUCUUAGGCUAGUGAGUUGUACUCUACCUUAUUUACCUCCCACCACCAAGAGCUGAAGAGCAGAGAACCUGGUGACAAGUGGAAAAAAGUAUUUCUCCAUAUAUGGAUUGAGCCGGUGGUCAUAGCCAUGUGCUCUGAGAGCAAGAAAAUGAAGCAGAACAUCAUUGAAGUUUGUAGUUUUAAACAUUUUGCCAUUUAAAAGUUGUUGUUUUUUCUAUGAUUAGUGUAUGAACAUUUUUUUCAAUUUUAUUUUUGACCUAUAAAUAUGUGUCAUUGCAUAAAUUAUUGAUUUAUGAGAUUUAUGUUAGCAAGAUGCUGGGGGAAAAAAUAUAAUAUUGCAGGCUAGUGAGAAAAAAAAUGAGAAUUAUGUAAGUGCCAUUAAAGUUAGAGCUAGAGCAAUAAAUAUCAUCACAUAAAUAUCAUUCACAAAUCCCAGUAUUUGCUGCCGAAACUCAUGAAACAUGGGGAUGAAAUAUUGGACUACAUGAUCUCACGGCUCUCUUCAACCACACAAGGUAAGGCAUGGGGUCACAUGUUGACGUCUUUUUUUAAUGCUGUAUAGAAAAAUAUAAACAAAAUUAAUGGGUUGUUAUUGUAGAACUUUUUAAUCUGAUUUACUCACGGGGGCACAAUUUAAAGUUGGGAUUGUUUCUAUAUUUAUAUCUAAAUUAAACCAACAUGAAUUUAAUGGUUUUGUGUUACUGAUGGUAUUUGCAAGUUAAAGGACAAACACUAGUUUUGGUUGGUCAGAACUUUUAGCUUAUUUUUAGCUAUUGAAAUCCCUUUAAUGUGAAAAUGAUACUAAGCAAUAUGUGAAUGGGAUUUUAUGAUAUUCUUCAAAAGCCUGUGAUAUUCUUAGAAAGUCAAAAAGUUGUUGUGUUUGACUCUGACAAAUAAUUUUGUCCGUUGUUGUCUUUAGAGCAGCACGAGCCAUGUUAUGGUGCAGUCAUUAUGUGUUUACGACGAGCUCGAGUGCUGGGUCUCUUAAAACCUUUGCCCCGGCCAGAUACCAGGAAAGAUUCACUGUGGUAUGGGCGUCUUCAUCCUGAUGUCCUCAAGGGAGCAUUGUGUGGCAUGGAUCAACAGGUUCAGUUUUGCUGUUUCUUUCAUGCUGUUGGACGAAAAAUUGUUGCAUGCUUUCUUGUCUUCAGUUUUCCUGAUCACUUGUGUCCAUGUUGUGCGUGUUUCGUGCGUGCCUCCCCCAUCAUAAUUGGUGUAACUCCCGAUACUCUUCAUUAAUUACAAUUAAAAUAAACUGGAGUGUGAAAUUUUAAAUAUAUUUAUAAAACUAAUAUAUACUCAGUUGACCAUGUGGAUCCAUGGAUUAUUAUCAUGGAUAUGAUUGGAUAUAGUUUUUAUUAGGUAUUGUUAAGAAAAUUCCAUUUAUUAAAAAUGAGAUGAUGCUUUAUUUUUCAGUGUCAGGAAAUAUUCUAGGAAUUCAAUUAGAAUUUUAUAUAAUUCAUGUUAUAUGCCUUUCUUUCUGUCAGAUUCGCUUGGAUGCUUUUGCUCUUUUGUGUGAGAACCACAAAACUACAGAGGCAAUAACUUUGUUUGAGCUCGACAUGUUGAAAUAUUUCAUUCCAUUCAACCUGAACAACCAAGCGCCUGCGUUUAGACAAUCUUUUGUAUCAUUGCUGAAAAAGGUGUGUGUGGAAAAACCUUUUAUUUCUUCUUUAAUAUAGUGGGAAGUUUUCUUACUUGUAUGCAUUAUUUUUUGUUUGUAGAUAAAAAUAAUAGCUAUAACAAAAUUACUGGGCAACCUUGAACGCUUAUUAUGUAUGAUUUUUAUUAUUGAAGGAAGCCGUUUCAUGAUAUUAAGUUUAAGGUAAGAUUAUUUUAUUGAUCCAAAUAAAUGGAAUUUUUUUUUUCAUUCAUCGUUAUAUUUUUUCAGUCUUGAAAAUCCUUGUUGGUUUUUUUAAAUUUCUCCUUAAAAUUAGUCUGUAGCAAGACUUCCGUUGAAUAAUUUUACUUUAUGAAUAGCUUUUGAGCUCCUGAAAGUACUAAUAUUGCAUUAAAUAAAUAACUUCAUGAAAACUGGAGUAUUAUGCAGUCAGAAUAUUAUUUUAUGAAUUAUGAUGAUGCUGAUUUGUUUGGUUAAGUGAUGAAAUAAUUUUUUAACUCCCUUGCCUCAUGCAGUUUUUCACCAGGAUGAAAGAAUCUUUGGCAGCCGCCAAAAGACUUGCCAGGAAAGACAAACAUUCUAGGACCCAGGAGGAGUCCAUACAACAUUGUCAGGUAUGUUCCAAAAGUGAUGGAGGAAUCUUUAAAAUUUAUGAUUUUUUACUCGAAAUUUGUUUUAUAGGCUGUAGACGUCAGGUUGUCAACUGACCUUUUAGUCAAAAUGUGUUUCAUAGGUUGUAUAUAUCAGGUUGUCACCUGUGUAGUGUCAUUUGCCAGGAUCACUAGUGCUGUAUGGAAGACCACCGGCUCCCAAAACAGAUAUUCUUCGGAGAACUCACGAUAGGCAAGCGCUCCCAAGGAGGUCAAAAAAAGCGUUACAAAGACUCACUGAAAGCUGCACUAAAAGCCUUCAGCAUCAACCCUACUAAAUGGGUGCAGGCAGCCAAGGACAGACCCAGGUGGAGAACAGCUGUCAAGAAGGGGGCUAAAUCUCAUGAAGCCAGUAGGAUAACCACUGCUAAGACAUGCAUGCUGGCCCUAAAGACCAACAUGAGAUCACCGACUGCAGCAACUAUCCCCUGCCCGAGGUGCCAGAGUGUAUUCCAAGCACGGAUCGGUCUAGCAAGCCACCUAUGAGCUCACCAUAACCCACCCUUCCCCUAACCGGAUGACUCAAUGGUCCUAGUCGAUUUCGACGGACGAACAACAAGUAGUGUCAUUUGCCAGGAUCACUAGUGCUGACGCCUUAUGUACCCAGUAGAGAGCUCCGCUCAUCGGAUAGUGGCAAACUCUCGACACCACGUGUUUGCCUUGAGACUUACGGAAAGCGCACUUUCGCAUUUGCUGGUCCAACAAUUUGGAACACCCUUCCUGUCGAUCCUAGAAACAACCAGACACUGGAGUCCUUUAAAACCGAUCUAAAGACACAUCUAUUUCGCAAAUACCUUCUGGGAUGAUUGUCUACCUUAUUUUCCAGUGUAUGCUUGUAAUUAGUUUUUGUAGUGUUGCGUUUGUUUUAAAUGUGGUAAAUUAUAGAUAUGUUUUUUUGUUGACUUUGUACCGCGCUUCGAGCCUUUGAGGAUGAAGCGUGUUUUUGAAAUGAACUUUAUUAUUAUUAUUAUUAUCACUUGCCAGGGUCACUUAGAAAGUCUUUUAUUUCCACAGUUCUGAAGUUAGUUCUUCAACAAAUUCCAUUUGUUUACAUUUACUGAGAAUAUUUCAAACUUACUCGAAGAGGAUCUCUGCUUCUCUCUGCAGGGUUUUCUGUCCUGGCUUGGCAAGCAUCUGCUCUACUGUCUCUACCCAGGGUCAGCAUUUGCAAGAAGAACUACCAGCCUGGCUGUGCUUUCUUUAAUGACCAGCUGCUUUUCUACUGGUAACUACUAUUUUGAAACCAAGCUACCUCUUUAAAAGAUAAUUGAUAGACUGCAUUCAAGUUGAGUAAAUGAAAUAUAAGGACAAGGUACGCUAAACUUGAAUUCAUAGACAGGACAAAAGAGUUAGAUUUUUCGGCUUAGAGCCUUCAUCAGAAAACAAGAAAAAAAAGAAGUAUGACAAUCCUUCUUCUGGCAACGAAAGAAAUCUCUUUAAGUUUCUUUUACUGUGCUCGGUUACUUGUCAUACUUCUUUUUGCCUUGUUUGCUGAUGAAGGCUCUAAGUCGAAACGUCAAAAUCUUUUGUCCUGUCUAUGAAUUCAAGUUUAGCGUACUACCUCUACUUAUUCUACUUCUUUAAGGAUUGAAUUACUACCAGAGGCGUAGCGUGGUGGGGGCAGGGGGGGGGGACAGGGGCGCCAAAAUGUGCUUUGAUAUUAUUUUAUUGAUGAAAAUAAUGGGUUUGAGAGUGGAAUAAAAGAAAAAGGGGCGCUAAAAAUGGAUCUUGUCCCCGGGCGCGAAUCUUGUCCCCGGGCGCCAAACACCCUCGCUACGCUACUGAUUACUACAUUUAAGUUGUAGUCAUGUGACCCCUUGUCAUGUUUACAGUAAUUUAUAUACAUAUUUGACAAUUUAUAUACAAUGUACAUACACAGUUGUCAUUUAAUGAAUCUUUAUCAUUGAUUACUGAAUGCUGAUGUUGAAAAUAAGCCCAUCACAUGACUUGUAAUAUCUGCAGAGACAGAUGGGUUUUCACUGCCAGCCCUGUUAAACUCCCAAGACAAACAGAUUCUGGUGGAGUGUAUGACGGAUACAUUUGAAGAGAAUAAAAAAGAAGCCUUCAAUAUCCUGUCGGCCUACAUGGAACAUUGUCAGCCAGUUUGGGUAAAGAUAAAUUAUUUUUUAUUUUCAAAUUAACUUUUUAGAAACCAACGAUUUAUUCACUUUUUGAAUCACUUUGCCGUCUCAUGCAAAAAUACUGUUUUGACAACUGUCAACAGCUUUCAGAACACAGCGAAUUUCCAGUUCAGAACACUUUCAAAAUUACCAAGUAAUGUAUUUUUGUGACUAAAGAUGGCAGUGCAUGCUAUGAAACUAACUUCACUCCCGCUAAUCUCAAGUUUUCUUAAUUUUUUUCCCCUCUCCAACUUCCAGGACAGAAAUGGCCUGACCCAGAUGUUGGAGAUCUCCAUGACCCUGUCUUGUAGCACACGUCCACAAGAUUGUGACACGGCUGUGUAUAACUUUUUGUUAAUUCUGAAACAACAAGAGCUCCAUCCUUCGGCCUGCGACUUUUCUGGUAUGUUGUGCAGCUCUGUUUGACUUUGUUCCCAAGAUUUCUGAGAAAUUUCUUUUAGCUCUGUUGUUUUUAUUUCGAAUAGCUUGUCAUGUAUUUUGUUAACUUAUGAAUAUUCUAUAAUUUUUAAUAAAAUUUGCUACCUGCACAAUGAACUAAUAAUUCUAUGAUGUUAUUGAAUAUUUUUAUAACGUGUACUGAUGUUAAUGAAUAUUUUUAUAACAUCUAACUCGGGUAAAACGGACAGGCUCCAAAUCCAUGUAAAUUUUCUCUUAAAUGAAAUGAAAAACUUUUCUUAUUUUCGGUAUGUUUCAAGAGUUGUUGCCCCAGACUUGGUUCCCAGUCACAAGACCAACCGGCACAGUGAAACACACGGCUUUGUUUCUGCUCAACUCACUGUUAGCUUUGCUGGAUGACGAAACUACUGUGGCCAACCAGAGCUUGAUCACAGCUGCAGCUAACAGGCCAAUGUACCCCACAUUGCACUGCAUCAGAUACAUCAUGCAGGAAAUAAACUUCAAGUAAUUGAUGCAUGAAGAAUAGAGGACUGCUGAGAAGUCAUAGUUAGAGAGCAGUUAAUUCAGUCAGAAAUUGAAGAGUUUAUUCUAGGUGUUGUUGAGGAGCUGUUCCUGAAGCCAUUUUUUCGCUGCUUUCUUUAUUACUGUGUUAUAUAAAUUUGAAAAAGAUAUGAAAAAAAAAAUAAUUCCAAGUUGAAACAAUCAGUUUUAUUCAAAUGAAUUUUCUCCAACCGUGUACAGAUCGCUAGAGCCUGAACUGCUGCCGGCUGCCAAAGAAUUUAUUCACUGCCUGAUCAACAGUUGUCUAACUUUAUCCAGAGUAGUCUCCCCUGUUGUACAGAACUCUUCGCCAGAAGGAAAUAUUCCCGAAGAUGCUCUUUAUGGCCCAGGAUUUGAUGUCUCUAACAAUUUUGAAGAGGAAAAUUGUGGUAAAGACUCGGGCGAUGGUAAUUCUUUUCUUAAGACUGCACAGGUUUCUUUUUUAUUGAUUCAGAUUGGGAUAUGAAGUACAGACAAGUAAAAUACAUCGUUCAAUAAUUAAGAGCUUCGGCUAUAGUCAAGUAGGGUGGUUUUAUUAAAGAAGGCAAAAUAGUUUCUCUAUGAUCCCUUUAUUAAUUGGCAUUUUUAUUAUAAAGCUGGUGGAGCCAAAAGACAUAUGACAGUAGCUAUGUGUAAAAUAUUGUUUGGUCUACUACAUUCUUUGAACAAUGUCAUUCUUCUAAACAAUAUGGCCUGUGAUAAACAACAGGUGGCACCCUGUAUCAAGAUGCACAAUUCCUUUGUCUCAUAGGUGUGCCACAUUGUUUUAUGCUGUUGAAAAGUAGACAAUGGCUAUAACAAAGUUUUAAAAUCCAAAACAAGUUACAGACAUUAAAUCUAGAAUAAAUUCCAUUGUGAUUAAAAUAAAUCAAAUUUUGCACAGAAAAAAAGAACCAGGAAAAGAAGAGUUUGGCUGAAUCCAUCAAGCUGAGUCGAGCCCUAGUGGAGUCUAUGCCAGAAUAUCUCAUCGUCUGCUGUUGGAGGAGUAUCAAAGAAGUGUCCUUGACCUUGGGCAAAUUGUGUCUGCAGAUCCCAGUUGGUCUGAUAUCAGAAGUUGACCAUCGGUCACUGCUAACAUUGCAGCAGGUAAAUUUGUUUAUUAUUUUCAUGUUCUUUAAGUAGUCAUCAUGUCCUUUGUUAAGAAAUCAUCAAGUCCUUUUAAAAGGUGUGUUAGAUUUUAAGAAAAAAGACAUUGUGCUUGAAAUAAAAUUUGCUGUAAAUAGAUCAGAACUUUGUCUUUUACCACAUAAAAACUAAUUCAAAGGUCACCAACCAUUUUAUGCCUUCAAGACCACUCACAUUAUAACAAAAAGCAUUAAUUCUGAAAAUAAAAGUCUUAUAAAAUUAUUAAAAUGAGAGUUAUAGCUCUUGAUGGAAACAGUGGAAUUGGGUCAUAGAAUUUAAAGAUGCUGUCCAUGUUAAAAAAAGGACAAGUGAAGUCAUACUUUGAAAAUUCAUAGCGUAGAAUAUACUAAUGUCAGAAAGUUAUUUUGUUUCAUUUUUUAAUUUAAAGUUUGCUCUAUUCUACUGUACUACUUUGAUAGUUUUAAACAAAAAUUUAUACCAAAGUGCCUACAAUUGACUUGGCCUGUCAUUUAAAUUUUUUAACAAAUAAAUAGUGAAACAAUGUCAAAGACUUGCAAAAUUACUGUCAGGCACCAUGUUGACUGCUUGCAUGCACUUGGGAUAUCACUUAGAAUAAAUUGUCUCCACUGUUAGAGAGGUGAAAACAAGCAGGAUGGACUGACUAGAACCCAUAUGUUUACUCAAGAAUUUAAAAAUUUGGAAAUAAAUGUAUAAGAAGUGAGCUAAUUAGCAGUUUAAAAUGUGUGCAUUCUUGUAAUCAAAUUGUUAGCAGUUUAAAAUGUGUACAUUCUUGUAAUCUAAUUAUUAGCAGUUUAAAAUGUGUGCAUUCUUGAAAUCUAGUAUUAAAAGGUAAUAAUUUAUGGACUGCAUUCAACGGAGGGCAACAUGAAGGUGCAUUAAGAUGUAACCAUUAUGACUCUAAUUUCGUGCACAAACACACCAGAGAGAGUGAAAAUGGAAAAUAAAUUUAUUCAGCUUUUCGUUAGCAUAUCUCCACAUGGUAUGAAUCAAAUACUCUUUUUCUAACGUUUCUCAAUUUCCCCAUAUAUUUUCUUUUUUUCUUAUACCUUAGAUUUUAUGUAUCCCUAAAUAUUUGGUCCGUUAAGAUUCUCUCCCUUAUUUUUCACAGUACCAAUAUUUAGAUUCUUUCACUUCCUGAAAUCCUACUUCCGGCAACGAAAAGGAAAUCUCUUUAGUUUUUUUACUGUCAUCUCAUAUUUGUCAUUCUUCUUUUUGUCUUGUUUUCUGAUGAAGGCUCUUAGCCAAAACGUCCAUCUUUUGUCCUGUCAAUGAAUUCAAGUUUAGCAUACCUUGUUCUUAGAAUUUCAUUAGUCUAGUAUUAGCAGUUUAAAAUGUGUGCAUUCUUGUAAUCUCCAGGUGCACCAGUUGGGAGAGUACUUCAGUGAACAGCUUCUAGAGUCUAUUCACAGAGGGGCCUUUGAAUUAGCAUAUUCUGGUUUCCAGCUCAUGUGUCAAAUGUUGUGGAGGUCAGUGUCUUGUCUCCUGAUUAGCUUUGUCAAAAUCAAGCAAUAUUUAUUUGUGCAUCAAGCCUUCCAUCCUCAAGUAAAAUUUAUUUUUAUUGCAUUGGAUCUAUACAGAAAUGUAAGACCUUUUGCCCAUUUAAUUCCCUUGACAGCCUUCAGCUGCUCAUUCUAUCAAUGUUUUAUUUUUUUAAAAUAAAGACAAUUACAGCACUUUAGCACCACUUAAAUUACAGUUUAUUUACUUAAAGUGUAAACUUAAUAAUAUUAAGUUCCUGUAAAUGAAAGUUAUGUGCACUGAAUGCUUGGCUCCUCUAAAAAUGAUACUGCUUACAAAAAAAAAUUUUAAAAUCUCCAACCCCCAAAAAAGGGUGAAGAAUAAUAGUGAAGAAUAAGAAAAACAUCAUUAGGAAUAAUCUAAUUUAUUUGCAAAUAUUUUGCUCUGAAAAAAAUUGAAAUGUCUAAUUCCAAAGUCACAAAACUAUGUUUAAUAUUUUGCAUACAUGGUUCACAAAAUAAUGACACGGAAACAUUCUCACACAUUAUGAUAUUUCCAUGGACAUGGAAAUAUAAAUUGGUGCACAUAUCCAAACUUUUUGUUGCACACAUUGGCCUGCAACUGUACUGAACUUAUUUGAAAAGACUGAUGGACGAAUCAACCUCCUAUCACCUCAUCAGCUUAACUACUAUGUGUGUGUUAAUUUAAGCCCUCAUCUUCAUUCAGCUGUCCUAAGACCUCUUGUGUUGAUUCAAACCCUCAUCUUCAUUCAGCCGUUCAAAGACCUCUGUUGUGUUAAUUUAAACCCUCCUCUUCAUUCAGCCGUCCAAAGACCUCUGUUGUGUUAAUUUAAACCCUCCUCUUCAUUCAGCCGUCGAAAGACCUCUGUUGUGUUAAUUCAAACCCUCAUCUUCAUUCAGCCACCCAAAGACCUCAUUCCAUCAACUUCCAGGCCUAUGGCUGACUCAAGUUAUCAGUGACAUCAAAUCUGGUGACCCCAAUGCCAGGUUCUGUUCAACCCGACGCAGUGCUGGAGUUCCCUUCUUUGUUCAGGUUGUUUUUUUUUGUUUUUUUAAAAUGUGUGUCUGUGUAAUUGUUUUAGACAAAUGACAGGGGUUUGGGUUAUGUAUUUAAUUACAUGCAAUGACAGCAGAGACCCAUUGUGGUAAGAGGAUCCAAACAUUGGGGUUCAGACACACACAAACCAAUCUAAAAGUAUGCCACCAUGUGUCAAGACAUACUCAUUCCACUACAAAAGUAUGUCACCUUGUUUCAAGAUGUUAAUGCUCCACUGUUCGCCUAGAGCAGAGGUGGAUGCACAACACACGCCAAAACAUUACAUUGGAUGCACAUUAAUAUUAUAUCAUAUUUUGUAUUUGAAAAAAGACAUGCUCAAACCUUUUAAAAAAAGUGUGUCGCCAUGUUUCAGGCUAUAACAUCAACAGAGCCAGCAACCACAGGCAGGAAGUGCUUUCAUCAAGUCAUGAGAGAUCUCUUAGCUCUAGCAGCUGGCCAGCACAAUGCAGGGCAGGCUGACGUUACCAAAGGAGGAGAAGCGCAGGUACGGCUCGGCUUGGGUGUUUGAAGUCUUUCACCUCUUUAUUAUUUGACAUGUUUUUUCACAGGAUCUUGGCGACGGUAAAAUUUAAAAUCUUUUCAAUACAAUUUCCAUGGACUGGAUUUGAAUAAAGAACCAGAGAAUAAUUAACUUAUGUACUGAAAUUGUGGAAAUGGGGUGAAAUUCACAUCUGUUUAGAAAUUAAUGACCCAAUUAAAAAAAUAAUAAUUCCAGAAUCAUUCAAGUCACUUAUGCUAAAAAAAUGUGUUAAACUUAGGGCUCUUGGCACUGUGGGUUUUUACAGAAUGUUUUCACGAUUCUAAACAACUGAUAUUGAAAUAUUUUGAUAAUUAAAUUUAAAAACAAAAUUAAAAAAUGUUAUUUGUCCUUUUUAUUUGGCCAGGUGCAUGCUGUAAAUAUCUUGAGAAGUUUGUACAGAGAUGCCAGGUUGGGCGAGGAUGUUUUACCCUAUGUCUCUGAUGGUCUUAUAGCAGCGAUUCUAGGAUUUAAAUCAGAGCAGUGGGCGGUAAAUAAGAACAUUUAAUUUGUUAUUUAAGUAUUGAGUUCCAAUUGUUUUGAAUCUUUCAUAAGUUGUCUUAUUAAUUGAUUUGAUUUUAGCUGUAGGUUUAGUGUAAUUUUUAAAAACAAAUAUUUUUAAACUGUAUAUUAAUCUAAAAUAAUAAAACUCUAAAUUCAAAUACAAUGUUUACGUUAAUGUUUUAAUUAUCUCAAUGUUAAUCUAAAAAUGUGUGUUUGAUAUGGUCUUUGACAUGUUUAUAAAUAUUUCUGCAGCUAGUGGGGUUAACUUCAUAGAGGAAGAUAAUAUGGGGGAGAAAAAAAAACUGUUUAGAAAUACGUGCCAUACUUAUUAUACUUUCAUGUUUCACCAAUUUUGUCAUUUGACAGUAAUUAUAUAAAUUCCCCCCCCCCCCCAACUCAGCUUGUAAGAAGUUAACUGUUCUGUCAGAUGGUGUUUUUUUUCUACUAAAGGUACGCAACUCUGCUACAUUAUUGCUAAGCGCCUUGAUGACAAGGAUUUUUGGUGUAAAGAGAAGUAAAGAUGAGACAGCCAUGUCCAAGAAAAACUGGUAAGGAGAUGUUUAUGUUCAAUUAAAACAUAGAUGAUAAAACAAACGCCGAUAGUAAUUUUCCCACAUUUUUGUAAAAUUGCUAUUAAAAGCAUUUUUUUUGUUGUUGUCAGAUCUUUAAUGAUUUAGUUCUGUCUGAAUAUAAUUAAAAAACCACUUCCUUGUUCUUCUCUUUUAGCCAGACGGGAAGAUCGUUCUUUCAUCGCUACCCUACUCUCUACCCCUUCCUGUUGUCAGAACUUGAGGAGGCCACAAUCAACAUAGGGUCGGUCUAUCUACAGCACAUUAGUAUUGACUUUAUUCUGUAACUUGUUUGUUUCACAUUUACAAACUUAAUGCCUCAGCUUAAAAAUGUUUGUUGUAACUCAUCAGUUUUGAGUAUUCUUAUCAUUAAAGAUGUUUCAUUUUGUUGGGUAUUAAUAAGUUUUUCCCUGCAGGUCGAGUGACAGGCUCCACCUUCACCCCAGUCUGUAUCCAGUCCUUCUAGUGCUCGGUCGACUUUUUCCUUCUACACUGGAGAGCUCUGAUGCCAAUCUCAGUUUGAGUGCUUUCAUCCCUUAUGUUAUCAGGUCAGUCUUUUAGUCUAUAGUUAAGUACUUAGACUCUGUAGGUCAUCUCUGUUGAUCAUCUCUUUAUGAUUUAUCUAAGGGUUGUAAGCAUUGGAAAAGAUUUACAAUCAUUGAGAAUAAAAAAUAUUGUACCAAAAUUUAAUUGCCAGUUAGAUUUUCACAUAAAUUCAACAGAAAUAUUUUAUGAAAAAUAAAUAAAAUAAGCUAUUUUGUAAGCAUUUCUUUUAUUGAAUAGUUAUUUAUUAGUUAUAUUAUUAAUUUUUCUAAAUUUACAUCAUUAAAAAUGAUGACACAACAUUUAAGGCCACCAUUGCCCUCUGAAUUGAUCUGAAACUCAUGUUGACUAUCAAAGGGAGAGUAAUCUUUAAUUUUCUGGGUCACCUCCGUUUGCUCAACUUCUGUUUCUUAUUAAUUCUUCAUUGGAAACCAAAUAAAUAUUAUUAUAAAUAAAGUGACUCUCUUUUGCUUGUGUGCUUGUUCAGCUGUGCAUCCAGUCCUGUAUAUAAAACACGAAUUAUUGCCUCAAGAGCACUGCUGCCGUUGACCAGGAGAGGUCAGGUGAUCGGCAUCAGCCAACAGCUGUUUGCCAAUAUUCCUGCGUCAUCGGGAAAUAAUACACCUGUCUCAAACAGCCUUAUUCAUGGAUCUUUGCUGCAGGUAUUGUGUUAGCCUUAUUCAUGGAUCUUUGCUGCAGGUAUUGUGUUAGUCUUAUUCACGGAUUUUUGCUGCAGGUAUUGAUUGUUAGCCUUAUUCACGGAUCUUUGCUGCAAGUAUUGUCUUAGCCUUAUACGUUGAUCUUAGCUACAGGUAUUUUAUUUUAUUACGCUGCAGAUGUUGGCCUUAUUCUAAAACCUUAUGCUACUUACAGCUGCAGAUGUUGGCCUUAUUCUACAGCUUUAUGCUACUUACAGCUGCAGAUGUUGGCCUUAUUCUACAGCCUUAUGCUACUUACAGCUGCAGAUGUUGGCCUUAUUCUACAGCCUUAUGCUACCUACAGUUGCAGAUGUUGGCCUUAUUCUACAGCCUUAUGCUACUUACAGCUGCAGAUGUUGGCCUUAUUCUACAGCCUUAUGCUACUUACAGCUGCAGAUAUUUUAUUAACCUACCUUCAACAGAGUUUUGCUUAACAUUAUAAUUUAAAACUUGAUGAAUAUGUAGCAUAUUCAUGUAUCAUUUUUUUAUGUUUUAGUGUUUCCAUGAUUUUUCAUAUCAAUUGAUUUACCAACAGCUGUGUCAGCUGAUGAAGCUGGCCCAAGAUCUUGAUGCUGUCACAAUGGCUGACACGCUUAAGCUGAUGGUCAAGUGCCUCUUGGAGAGAACAUGGUUGAUGUCAUCAUGGUCAGUCGUAGUGUACAUUUUUAAAUACUAUUUAUAGAGCAGCUUUCCCGAAAUGAGGGCACUCAUGCUUUUAUUUGCCUGUGGUCUGUAUGUGAUUAGUUCAACAUCCCACGGCCUCCUGAAAUUCCAGGAGCUCCUGGAAAACUCCUUAAAUUUUAAAAUUUCUGCUUAUAGGUUCUGAAAUUUUAUUGUCAUAGAGAUCGCGAUAGCUUUUUUUUUUUUCUCGCCCCGCAGUGCGACAUUUUUUGAGCAACAGGCUCAAAGGUUUCGGUAUUAUUAGAAGAAUACGUCUUUGAUUCUGCGCAGUCCGAUAUUUUUUGGUUAACAUCCUGUUUCCGUUUUUCCGUUUUGAAUUUACUUAAUAAAAGCGUGGAGCACUAAGUCUUACGCAGUUCAUUCUGAAUGAAUUUUGUAUUCGGCCACGCUUUUUAUUUCAAUCAUUUUAUCGUUUUAAGGAUUUUUGUAAUCGAGCAUGCUGUCUUCUCGUUUUAUUCAGUUCAUUUUAAUAACAUUGAAUCAGCACUUUGCCUUUCAUAAUUUUAAUGUGAAACAGUUCAUUGACAUUGAAUAUUUGAAUUCUUGACGAUUUGAAUUCUUAACGAUUUUUGACGCUUGAAUUUCAUCGGCAUAUUUAAUCUGCUGUUAUUGAUGAUUUUGUAAUUUUAAUCCAUAUCAUCAAAUCAUGCCUAAAUACACUACAUCAUUUAACCCUUUGUGGCUCGAGAACGAAGGUUUUAAGUCAUGGUUACAAAAGGCGUCACAACCAAGUAAGGCAUUUUGCUGUAUUUGUUUGAAGACCUUUGACAUUUCAAAUAUGGGAGAGUCUGCUGUAAGAUCUCAUAUGAAAUCAAUUAGACAGGAGCUAAAUUCGAAGAAGGGGGCUGGCUGUGUGUCACUGAUGUCUAUGUUAAAGACACCAACUGCCACAUCAUCUGACUCUAUGAUCCCAGUUUCGACGUCUAAAACUAUGUCAUUAGGUGGUCCAGGUAUGAGUAUGCUACCACCAUCUCCAAAUAUGCCAACAUCAUCUGUGACCACAGUCUCUAAGCUUUCCUCACCAUCAUUCAGAGCGGCUGUUACAACAGAUGAAACACUAAGAGCUAUGAUUCUGUGGACUUUGAAAGUGGUAUCCCCUCAUUACUCAUACAACAGCAGUGCAAAUAUCUCUAAUUAAAUUUAUUUGUACAAAUGUUUCCUGACAGCGACAUAGCCAAAAAAUGUACAUGCGGAGCUGACGAAAUAGCUUAUUUUGUCAGUUUUGGACUAGGGUCAUAUUUUAAAGAGCUUUUAAAGAAAAGACUUGGCUCUUCAGAAGAUGGCUUUGUGCUGUUGUUUGACGAAACAUCGAACAGAGAACUAAAUAAAAAGCAGAUGGAUAUUCAUGAUAGAUGUUGAGAUGGAGAUCAUGUAAGUAUUUUUAUUCCGUGUUGUUCACUAUACUUUUUUUUACUUGAUAUUUAUUUCUUUUGUAUUGUAUUGUACAGAUCUGUACUAAUUAGAGCUAAAAAUAUAAUGAGACCUAUAUUAAAUAAAAGUAAAAUUGAAACUAUCAUGUUUGGCGUAGGCAUGUCUGCACAAUCCUUGUCUUUUAAGUUAAGGAUGACUGAAUUAUUUUAAAAGCUAAUUAUAGAUUUAUUCUUUUAUUUACAAAUAUUAGGCCGACCUUAAUUGCUAAAUAUUUUGCUUUCAUUGUAAUUUUACUUUGUUUUAAUAUUUGUAAAAUUUCCAUCUCAAACUUCUAAGGUUAUAACUAGAUACUACAGUUCAGAAUUUCUAGGCCACGCCACCGCUCAACAUAUGUUUGACAAAAUUCAGGAGCAGUUGGAUGUUGAUACCAGGAAGAUAAUUCAAAUAUCAAUGGAUGGUCCCAAUGUUAACUGGUCUUUAUUUAAGUUACUCAGUGAGGAUAUAGAAAGACAAGUUCCUGCAGGUUUUAAAUUUAUUGACAUUGGCAGCUGUGAUCUUCACACAAUCCACAAUGCUUUUAGUGCUGUGCAUGCUGCGACCUAUUGGGAUUUAUCCCAUUUUUUUCUCAUCAAUGUCUUGGCUGUUCAAAGAUACACCUGCCAGAUGAGAAGACUUCAUUAUAGAAACUGGCUGCACAGAUUUUCCGUUAGACCACUGCUCUGAUCGCUGGGUUGAAAAUAUACCUGUUGUGGAGAGAGCUUUAAAGAUGUGGCCUCAUGUUAAAAAAUUCAUACAACAUCUAAUGACCACAAAGAAAUCCCUGCACACAAAAUCGUUUGAACAUUUAAAAGCAUGCAGCCAAGAUGAAUUAUUGGUGGCAAAGGUGGAGUCAUUUAUUUCUAAUGCAAAAUUAGUUCAACCUUUUUUAACAAAGUCUCAGAAGGAUGCUCCAUUGUUGCCAUUUAUUGCACAUGACCUUCACCUCAUGAUUGGGUCAGUCUGACCAAGGUUUGUGCCCAGCAUUAUUUUAAGUGGUUGUACUACUGCAUCCUCUCCCAAUCGGAAAAUAUGCUGGAGUAGGGAAAAAUCGAUAUAGGCUUCAAGUCCAAUAAGAUUAUUAAAGAAGCUUCAAAGAAUGUGAGUGCUAGAGAAAAUCUAAAUUUUAGAUUACAGUGCUGAGAAUUUUUUUAAAUAUUGGCAGGAAGGCUUAUUGAAAAAUCACCCAUUAAAAGUAAAAUAAUAAGGACUUUAAAAUGGAUGCAGCCCAAAGCGAUUGUAGAAGACUACAGCACCUGUCUCCAUCAGCUUGAUAUAACUCUGGGCUGUCUGGUCUCCCUGAAACGUAUUGAUGCAAAUAUGUGUGACUCCAUUAAGUCACAAUUUCUUCAAUGGCACACCACAGUUGUCUCUGAGCACUCUAUUGCCUUCCAGAGUUUUGAAACUAAUUCUCAACAUCUCGAUAUUUUCUAUUCUGAGCAUUUAGGGGCAAACCAGAAUAUUCCGACAUGUGGAAGGUGAUGUGCUCUCUUCUUUUGCUGUCUCACGGUCAGGUACAAGUUGAACGUGGGUUUAGUUUCAACAAGGAGACCAUACAACAAUUAUGAUUGAGAGGGCCCUGACUGUUAAGCGAGUCAUUUGUGACAAUUUGGUAAGCAUCCAAGAGCUUGAAAAUCAUACCAUUACAAGUGGUAUGCUGAUGUAAAAGAAAGCUAAACGAUGAAUUUUCCUUGCUAGAAACUUUAAAGAGUAAGAAGUCAAGGAUGGAGAAAGACAUUUCUUUGCUGACAGACUCUGCAGAUAAACUGGCAGAAAAAGCAGAGAAGACUAAUUGACACAAAUGUUUGAUAGAGUCGAAGGCUUUGCAACGGUCAUUUGAUAGAGUCGAACGCUUUGCGACGGUCAUUUGAUAGAGUCGAACGCUUUGCGACGGUCAGCAAGAGAAAAAAUGGAAGCAGUCAAAAGGUGGACUGAAGAAAUAGAGUUCAAAGCUCAAGAAAUCGGACGACUUUAACUUCAAAAUCAAUGACUUCUGUGUUUUAGUGGAACAUUUUUUCUCAUACUUAUAUCAAAUAGAACUAUGCUGAAUUAAUUUAUUUUAUUUGACAAUAGCUUCAAAGUUGUGUACCAUGCAGAAUUUAUGACUGAGUCUAUUGGCUCCUACUUUAAUUAUUGGAACUAGGCUCAGUCAAUGGAUUAUUUUAUAAAUGUUGUUACUUUGUUGUGGUGCAUUAAGAGCAUCUUAUAAGAUUUUUGUGUAUAAAUGGGUACAGAGUAUCUAUGCUGCCUCAGUUAUUGACAAUAGCCCCAAAGUUGUGAUCCAUGCAGAAUUUAUUAUUACUGACUCAUUAUGAAUCUAUGCUGAUUCAAUUAUUGAAAAUUUCCUCUUGUGUACCAUGGAGAAUUCAUUACUACUGACUCGUGCCUUAAUCAUUGGAACUACGUUGAUUCAUUGGAUUAUUUUUGAAGCAUCAAGAGCAUCUUAUAAAAUGUGUGUGUGUAAAUGGGUACAGAGUAUCUAUGCUGCUUGAUUCAGAGUAUCAUUAAAUCAAAUAAUUGCUUUAGUAGUCCAUAGAGUAAGUAUUAUGCUAGUGCAUUUAUGUCCAGUUACUACAAAUAUAUUUUAUACGUUUAGGAUUUAAAAAAUUUUUACCGGUAUAAAUGUCCUGGAAUUUUGUAUAUUGUCCUAGAUAACUCCUGGAUUUUUUUUUUUUAGAUUUGGUGCAGGAAUCUUAAUGGAUGCUUACAUAAUUGUUGUUAUAUAUGUAUUCACCAAAACACACAAGUCAGCAUUCAUCAUAUCUGGGCCAUUCCUGGAUUUGCCAAUUUCUAAUCAAUUUUAUUCAUGGUUUCUUAAAGACAUGUUAUGAAAACACUUUUAUCUGAUAACAAAUUUUUGCCAACUUCCUCAGUACCAACCGGUGCUUUGCCACCCAUCAAUCAACUCUAGUCCUAGUCGAUAUGGUUCUGGAUUUGACAGAGGCCUGUGGGAGACCAGAGUCUGCACCUGAGCUGAAAUCAGUUUUUCUCACUUCACUGCUCAAGGGAGGCAGCUGUCCUGAACUCUUCUGGCAACCUUUGUAUUUUGACCUGGAGCAAACCAGAGCCAGACUCUGCCUGAAAUAUUUGGCC